AUGGAGUACUUGAAAUGUUGGAUGAGAGUGGUAGUAGUCAUGUUGGUUCUGCUAAAUGGGCUGGGUUGGAGUCAUGGGUGUGUGGACCAAGAGAGGGAGGCUCUCUUACAACUCAAACCUUUCUUUAAUGGCUUAAAUUGGCCAGAGAGUAGUAAUUCUUCAAAGUGUUGUGAGUGGGAGAGGGUGGAGUGCAAUGUCACGACUGGAAGAGUAAUCAAACUCUCUCUCUAUAAUAUACCAAGCUGGACAGAUUGGUUUGUCAACACCUCUUAUAAUAUAGAAAGCAGGACAAAGUGGUAUCUCAACGUCUCUUAUUUUCUUCCCUUUGAACAACUCAUAAGUCUCGACUUGAGCGGCAAUGAUAUAUCUGGCUGUGUGGAGAACCAAGGAUUUGAAAUAUUGUCGUCAAGGUUGAAGAAACUAGAGGCCCUCGACUUGAGUGGGAAUAAUUUCAAUGAGAGCAUUAUAUCGUCUCUCAGUGGCUUAUCUUCUCUCAAGUCUCUCUAUCUAGAUGAUAAUGAAAUGGGAACAAGCUUAGACACCAACGGUUUUGCAAGUCUAUGGAGGUUAAGCAAUUUAGAGCUUCUUGAUUUGAGCUAUAACAAAUUCAACAAUAGCAUCAUGUCAUCUUUACGUAGUCUUUUAUCUAUAAAAGAUUUAAAUCUUGCGUAUAACGAAUUGAGUGGAACAAUUAAUAUGCAAGGUUUUAAUAAUCUCGUCAACUUGAAGAAGUUGGAUAUGCAAUUCAAUGAGAUUACAGGUUUUGAAUCAUUUAAAGGUUAUGUGGAGGUCCUCGAUUUGAGCUAUAACCGCUGCAACAGUAGUGUUUUUGCAUCCCUUAAUGGACUUUCACAACUCCGGUCUCUAAAUUUAUCAGGAAAUCAAUUGAUAGGAUCAGUACAUCUUAAAGGGUUGGUAGGUUUGAGGAACUUGGAGGAGCUACAACUAAAUGACAACAGCAUUGAAGAGAUUGCGGGACCUGAAGGUGGUAAUGCAAGCUUGAACAAGUUAAAGGUGCUUGGUCUGGCAUCUCUCGAAACCAAUGGUAAAGGCACUGUGCUAAAACCAUUAGGGGCACUAUCAUCUCUCAAGACGCUUGAUCUUCAAGGAAAUAUUUUGAAUGAAACAAAUACACUUCAAGGGUUGUUUAAUUUGAGUACCCUGGAAGAAUUAUUUCUAGACUCCUCUAGCCUUCACAAAGAUUUUCUCCGUAGUCAUGUUGGGUCUUCCACUUCUCUCAAAGUUCUGCAUUUGCGUAAUUGUGGUCUCAAACACACUCUACCCAACCAAGGUUGGUGUGAAUUAAAAAACUUGGAGGAGAUUGAUCUUGGUGACAAUGAACUUGAAGGAGCACUUCCACCAUGUAUGGCAAACAUGUCAUCUCUUCACACUUUGCGUGUUACUGGCAAUCAAUUCACUGGAAAUAUUGCUUCCAGUCCUAUACCCAAUCUCAAGUCGAUUGAAUCCGUUUCACUUGGAUAUAAUCACUUUCAAGUAGCCCUAAAGCCAUUCGCAAACCACUCAAGCCUAAAAAUUGUUUUGGCAGAUGGUAACGAAUUGAUUGAAGAAGCUCCCUCGCAUUCUUGGACUCCAGAAUUCCAACUAGAGGUGUUGAGUUUGUCAAAUUGCAUGGCAAAGAAUUCAAAUGCAAGUUUUCUCGACUUCUUAUACCAUCAAUUCAGCUUGAGAUAUCUUGACCUCUCUGGUUCAAAGUUCGGGGGAACAUUCCCCAGUUGGUUGUUUGAGAACAACACAAGAUUACAACAGAUUUACUUGGUGGAUAACUCAUUUGUGGGUCAGUUUCAAUUGCCGUCGCAUCCUAAUCCAAACAUGUCUGUAAUAGACAUAUCCCACAACAAGUUAGGAGGUCAGAUUCCGUCAAAUAUUUCUUUCAUUUUUCCAAAUCUAAUGGUCUUAAAUAUAUCUGAGAAUUCCUACCAAGGUACCAUCCCUCCAAGCGUGGGUGAGCUAAAGUCUUUACAAGUUCUAGACCUCUCAAACAAUCAAUUUUCAGGAGAAAUAAAAGAGCAACUUGCUAACAAUCGGUUUCGUCUCAUCAAGCUCUCAAACAACAAAUUUUCUGGGCCCCUUCCUACCAUGUUUGAUCCAGUAAGUUUGGAAGUUUUGCUGUUGGAUGGAAAUAAAUUUGUUGGGGAAAUACCUGAUUUCUCGUCAUUGAAAGAUUUGGAAAGAUUGGAUAUCAGCCAUAACUCUUUGUCAGGUAAGCUUGCAAGAACAAUAGCCAAUAUGUCAACAUUGAGCACACUAGUUCUGUCCAAUAAUCAAUUUGAGGGUUCUAUUCCGACAGAAUUCUGCAAACUUUAUAACCUUCGAUUCUUGGAUCUCUCUAGAAAUAAUUUAUCCGGGUCUAUACCACCUUGUUUCAGUGACUUAGCUAAUCUGGAGCAUGUCCAUUUGAGAGACAACAAAUUGAGUGGUCCUAUUCCACAUGCUUUUCUGAAUUGCAGUGGUUUGCGGGUUUUGGAUCUUGGAGUUAACAACUUCAAGGGAACAAUACCAAAUUGGAUUGGUAACUUCAUGAGUUUGGGUGCUCUUCUUUUGCAAGCAAAUAAUUUACAUGGCGAUAUUCCCCUUGAGUUAUGCCGUUUGCAACAAUUGAAUAUGUUGGUUCUUUCCUCGAAUAAUCUAUCUGGACACUUACCUAUUUGCUUAAGCAAUUUGUCAUUGACAACAGGUGACUUGCUGUCUUACCAAGAACCUGACAUAUAUCCCUAUAUGGGAGUUUUCCAAAAUUUUGAGGACUCUUUUCUAGAUCUUGGUGAUCGUUUCAUAUCCCCUAUACAUGAAGUUAUAGAGUUUAGAACAAAGAGCAACUCCCUUAAUUACACGGGAAAUAUCUUGGACGACAUGUAUGGAAUCGAUCUUUCUUGUAACAGAUUCUCAGGUGAAAUCCCUAUUGAGUUCGGAAACUUCAGCAAUGUCAGAUCGUUAAACUUAUCGCACAACAAUCUGAUAGGCUUAAUCCCAGCAACGUUCUCAAACCUGAAGCAGCUAGAGAGUCUGGAUCUUUCGUACAACGAUUUAAAUGGUCGAAUUCCACCGCAAUUGAUUGAGGUAACCUCUUUGGCAGUGUUUAUUGUGGCACAUAACAACUUAUCAGGCCCAGUUCCGACGAAAAAUCAAUUUGGGACUUUUAAUGAGAGCAGUUACGAAGGAAAUCCUUUCCUUUGUGGAUCCUCAUUAAAUAAAAGCUGCAACAAGACUAAUGUUGAUUCACCAGCUACAUAUCCCGUUAUUGAGCAAAGCGAGGAUGAUGAUUUCAUGGACAUGACUGAUUUCUGUAUAAGCUUUGUAGUGGCCUAUGCCGUGAUACUAUUGGGUAUGGCAAUAGUCCUGUACAUAAAUCCAUAUUGGCGACAAGCAUGGUUUUACCACAUCGAAGUAUGCAUCAACACUUGCUACUAUUUUGUGGUGGAUAAGUUCCAAUAAGUUGUCCAAGUUCUAAAUAUGGCCUUAUGCUUCAUAAUUGAUGAGUUUUUUUUUUUUACCUAUCUCUGUAAUGUAUCUUAUCUCAUUUUGUAAUAAAAUUUCUCUCAAUGCAACUUGACUUUCUUCUUGCA
Molecule: messenger RNA, 3581 nt
Organism: Tripterygium wilfordii
Lineage: Eukaryota; Viridiplantae; Streptophyta; Magnoliopsida; Celastrales; Celastraceae
Product: receptor-like protein 45
Exons: 8
Coding region: 1-3450 (1149 amino acids)
Molecular function (GO): protein binding
Source: RefSeq, a predicted model, not a curated record